This is a messenger RNA of Bombina bombina (fire-bellied toad), 4193 nucleotides long. RefSeq names its product adaptor related protein complex 3 subunit delta 1 (gene AP3D1). The transcript has 33 exons. The record is from RefSeq and is a predicted model, not a curated record. Gene Ontology annotation, cellular component: presynaptic endosome; membrane coat; endosome membrane. NCBI's taxonomy places the organism in Eukaryota, Metazoa, Chordata, Amphibia, Anura, Bombinatoridae. Gene Ontology annotation, biological process: protein targeting to vacuole; synaptic vesicle budding from endosome; neurotransmitter receptor transport, postsynaptic endosome to lysosome. Bases 90 to 3818 code for a protein of 1242 amino acids.
GGGGAGCACAGUCAGCUGAGCAGCGGCCAUUUUGUGUGUCCGUGUCCGGUGACAGCAGGCUCCGGUGGGAACCGGUUGGGUUUUCGGACAUGGCGCUUCGCAUGGUGAAAGGCAGCAUUGACCGUAUGUUUGACAAGAACCUGCAGGACUUAGUCAGAGGGAUUAGAAACCACAAGGAGGAUGAGGCAAAAUAUAUAUCUCAUUGCAUUGAUGAAAUCAAACAGGAGCUCAAGCAAGAUAACAUAGCAGUUAAAGCCAACGCAGUCUGCAAGCUUACAUAUUUACAAAUGCUGGGGUAUGACAUUAGCUGGGCUGCUUUUAAUAUCAUUGAAGUCAUGAGUGCCUCAAAGUUUACAUUCAAGAGAAUAGGAUAUCUGGCUGCUUCACAGUGCUUUCAUGAGGGGACAGAUGUUAUUAUGCUGACUACAAACCAGAUCCGUAAGGAUCUGAGUAGCCCAACUCAGUAUGAUACAGGUGUUGCCUUGACUGGUUUGUCCUGCUUUGUCACUCCUGAUCUUGCAAGGGAUUUGGCUAAUGACAUCAUGACACUGAUGUCCCACACCAAGCCUUACAUAAGAAAGAAGUCUGUUUUGAUUAUGUACAAAGUAUUUCUGAAGUAUCCAGAGUCCCUUCGUCCUGCCUUUCCCCGUCUGAAAGAGAAGCUGGAGGAUCCUGAUCCAGGAGUCCAGUCUGCAGCAGUGAAUGUGAUCUGUGAGUUAGCUCGUCGGAAUCCUAAAAACUACUUAUCUUUGGCACCUCUUUUCUUCAAACUUAUGACCUCAUCUACUAACAACUGGGUCUUAAUUAAGAUAAUCAAACUGUUUGGAGCACUCACUCCCCUGGAGCCUAGACUGGGGAAGAAAUUGAUUGAGCCCCUAACCAACUUGAUACACAGCACAUCUGCAAUGUCGCUCCUUUAUGAAUGUGUGAACACUGUAAUAGCAGUUUUGAUAUCGCUUUCAUCUGGAAUGCCCAAUCACAGCGCCAGUAUUCAGCUCUGUGUUCAGAAGCUGCGGAUUUUGAUUGAAGACUCAGACCAGAAUUUGAAGUAUCUUGGAUUACUGGCCAUGUCCAAGAUCCUGAAGACUCACCCCAAGUCUGUGCAAUCCCACAAGGAUCUCAUUCUGCAGUGUCUGGACGACAAGGAUGAGUCAAUCAGGCUGCGUGCACUGGAUCUCCUCUAUGGAAUGGUUUCAAAGAAGAACCUGAUGGAAAUUGUCAAGAAGUUGAUGAUCCAUGUGGACAAAGCAGAGGGCACAGCAUACAGGGAUGAACUGCUGACCAAGAUUAUUGACAUCUGCAGCCAGUCAAACUACCAGUACAUCACAAACUUUGAGUGGUACAUUAGUAUCCUGGUGGAGCUGACUCGUCUAGAGGGAACUCGCCAUGGCCACUUGAUUGCCGCUCAAAUGUUGGAUGUAGCCAUCCGAGUGAAAGCCAUACGCAGCUUUGCUGUAUCCCAGAUGGCCACACUUCUAGACAAUGCUCACCUUCUGGCCAGCAACACUCAGCGGAAUGGCAUAUGUGAGGUCCUUUAUGCAGCAGCAUGGAUUUGUGGCGAGUUUUCAGAACACUUGCCAGAGGCACAACAGACUAUGGAAGCCAUGCUUAGGUCGAAGGUCACCACACUACCGGGGCACAUACAGGCGGUGUACGUGCAGAACGUGGUGAAACUCUACUCCUGUAUCUUGCAGCGCAAGGAGCAGGAAGGCGAUAAAGCUGCAGCACAAGAGAUUACUCAGCUCAUGAUUGACCGGUUGCCUCAGUUUGUGCAGAGUGCUGAUCUGGAAGUCCAGGAGAGGGCAUCCUGCAUAUUGCAUCUAAUAAAGUAUAUCCAAAAGCUUCAGUCCAAGGAGGUCCUAGUUGCAGAGGAAGUGAUGGCACUUUUUGCUGGGGAGUUGAACCCCGUGGCUCCUAAAGCUCAGAAGAAAGUCCCUAUACCUGAUGGUUUAGACUUGGAUGCUUGGAUCAAUGAGCCCCCAUCAGACAGUGAAUCAGAAGAUGAAAAACCAAAAUCAAUUUUCCAGGAGGAGAAGCAAACCCACGGCAAGUCGUCCAGACCAGAGAUAGAUGAGGAUGAGCUAGCAAGGAGGAGAGCUGUAAGAAAGGAAGAGCAAGCCAAUAACCCAUUCUAUAUCAAGAGUUCUCCUUCCCCUCAGAAGCUUUACCAAGAUUCCACCGGAGUUGAUCACAUCCCUGUUGUUCAGAUUGAUCUAUCUGUUCCCCUCAAAGUGCCAGGACUUCCCAUGUCAGACCAGUAUGUGAAACUGGAGGAGGAAAGGCGUAGCAAACAACGCCAGGAGAAGGAUAAGAAGCGUAAAAAGGAGAAAGAUAAGAAAGGAGGAAAGACACGGAGGCACCGGUCGCUUCACACUGAGAGUGAUGAAGACAUUACCCCUGCCCACCAUGUGGACAUAAUCACAGAAGAGAUGCCAGAGAAUGCUCUUCCUAGUGAUGAUGAUGAUAAGGACCCAAAUGAUCCAUACAGAGCUUUGGAUAUAGACUUGGAUAAACCACUAGCAGAUACAGAGAAGCUUCCAGUCCAGAAACACAGAAAUACGGACACACUGAAAUCUCCUGAGAAUGAAGUCUCCACAUUAGACUCAAAGAUCAAAAAGUCUAGUAAGAAAGAGAAGAAGCAUCUGGAGGCAGAAAGAGUGAAAAAGAAAGAAAAGAAGAAAAGCAAAGAGAAAGAAGAGAAAAAAAAACACAAGAAAUCCACGUCCACCGCAAUCGUAGAUGAGGAUGCACCUGAGAAUACACCUGAGAAGGAAGAGAGCAGGGUAGAAGAGAAAACAGCAGAUGCUCCGUCUGAUGACAUGGAAUUCUGGUUAACCAGCUCCCAGUCACUUCCAGAGGUUAAGAGCCAGCCUGCAGUAACCACUGGUGUUGAGGAGCACAAGAAGGAAGAGAUUGCAGGGGAAGAAGAGGAGGAAAAGAAAUCACACAGACACAAGAAAAAGCAUAAGAAAGAAAAAGAUGAGGCAAAAGAGGACAAGAAAUCACGAAAAAAGAAGCAUCAUCAUCAUCAUCGACACUCACAUGCAGAGGAGGAGCAAACACAAUCCGUACAAAAUGGAACCAUAGAUGAAGAGGAGCCCUUGCCGCCAAUGUCCAGUUACUGCAUUCUGGCUGAGGAUUCGUACAUCAAAAUGAUGUACGAUAUCCAGGGAGAUCUGCAGAAGGAGAGUCAGGUCACAGUCUCAAUCAUUCUUGAGAAUCAGAGUCAGAGAUUUUUGAAAAAUAUGGAGUUUAAUGUGUUAGAUUCACUCAACACCAAAAUGCUGAGGCCGGAGGGAUCGUCAGUGCAUGAUGGAAUCCAAGUGCCCUUCCAGCUGCCACCAGGUGUAUCCAAUGAAGCUAAGUUUGUUUUUACAGUCCAAAGUAUUGUUAUGCCCCAAAAGCUAAAAGGAACAUUAUCCUUUAUUGCUAAGGAUGAGGAAGGAUCUUCACAUGAGAAGUUAGAUUUCAAACUACACUUCAGCUGCUCCUCCUAUUUAAUUAUGACUCCUUGCUACAGUGAUGCAUUUGCUAAGCUGCUGGAAUCUGGAGAUCUGAAGAUGAGCUCACUAAAGGUAGAAGGCACAAGCCUCUCUUUCCAGCACCUUCUUGCAAAAAUUUGUUUCUACCACCACUUCACAGUGGUUGAGCGAGUUGAUUCCUGUGCAUCGAUGUACAGCCGGUCAAUCCAAAGUCAUCAUGUCUGCCUUCUUGUGAAAAUGGGCGACAAGUCAAUAUCCAUUGAUGGGAAAUGCAAUGAUGCCUCUCUCCUCAGCAGCCUUCUCAGUGAAAUAAAAGCAACACUGACAGAAUCUUGAGUGUGUGGCGGGAACUUUUCACUACCUGUUUUCCCAAGUUUCCUUUCUGCUUCCCUCUGAAAGACACACUAAAACAGAAUGGAAAGUGAGGAGGUCCAGUCGCUCCCCAGUAUUCCCUCAGAACCAUAUGCGCAUGUUCUCCUAAACUCCAUGGGGGUCAAAUUUUAUGCUGUCAGUUGGAUGUGAAAACAAGUUACUUUUUGCAGGUUUUUUUAUCAUGUCAUUUAUUUUUAAUAUUACCAAAUCUUAAUCCUGCACAGUCAGAAGAUAUUUUUUGGGGGGUUUAAACAUGUUCUCUUAUUGCAAUGCUUGAUUUGUUUCUGAGCCUCUCCUUUGCUGGGAAUUUGAUAUAAAAAAAUAACCUUGAUACAAGUC